Molecule: messenger RNA, 2332 nt
Organism: Syngnathus acus (greater pipefish)
Lineage: Eukaryota; Metazoa; Chordata; Actinopteri; Syngnathiformes; Syngnathidae
Gene: ctnnbip1
Product: catenin, beta interacting protein 1
Exons: 4
Coding region: 178-423 (81 amino acids)
Biological process (GO): negative regulation of Wnt signaling pathway
Cellular component (GO): cytosol; beta-catenin destruction complex; nucleus
Molecular function (GO): beta-catenin binding
Source: RefSeq, a predicted model, not a curated record
CUACACAGCGCCCCAAGUGGCUAAGAGCGGCGUUACACACAGCAGCAGGAGCGCUGCGUUGAGCCGCUGUGCGCCGACAGGAGUGAUGUGACCCCGGAACAGGACGACACACUCCAUUCAAACACAGCGCACAAGAAAGAAAAGCUGGACCAGGAGGGAGCCACAGGAGCAGGGGGGAUGAACCGCGAGGAGGCCCCGGGAAAGUCUCCUGAAGACAUGUACAUCCAACAGAAAGUGCGGGUCCUGCUAAUGCUAAAAAAAAUGGGAUCAAAUCUUACGCCAAGUGAAGAGGCUUUUCUCCGGAAUUAUGCAGGUGUGGUCCACAGUCAGAUGAGCCAGCUGCCACAGCACAGUAUUGAUCAGGGUGCAGAGGACGUAGUGAUGGCGUUCUCGCGGUCAGAGACGGAGGAUCGACGACAGUGACCACGAGCCCCGACCCGCAUCUGGCCUCACCCAGCCCCGGCCAAAUCCUCAUAUGUACGUAACACAGAAGAGUUCAAGAAUGGAGGAAGGAACCGGAAGGGGCAGACACGCUCGCUCUGUCCGUUUCCUCUCCAAUUUAAAGGAAAGCGGAUGGCCGCGGCUCAAGUGCUCGGUCAGCCGUUAAAGCGGCUGGCGGCCUUGAUGCUCAAAUUGUGUGGAUGAACAUCAGAUGUAGUUUCUUUUUUGUUGUUUUGUCGGUCACGUGGUGGAUCAAGUGAGAAGCGGCGAUGUGUGGUGACUGCCGUGAUUAAUCGGUGGGGCCUCCUUUCUAAACACCAGCUGCUCCUUUAAGAAAUUUGUGCCAUAAAGUCACUGCAGCGUUCACUUGUCCACCGAUCAUCUCGUCAUCUGUGGCAACUGCUGAGCAUUAUUUCUCCUCCACCCGGGUUUAGAUUUGUGUUGUUGACCAUCACAGUUUUAUCACAGAUUCCCUCAACACUAUGGAGGUGUGUCAGGUUCUGUCAAAGCACGCUUGAAUUCCUGUAUACAAGGUCAAAAACAUUGGUGCCCACACAUUAUGGAGUUUUAAAGAGGGAAAAAACUUCCCAUGUAAACACGCAUGUCAAUGCUCGAGUGCAUUUUGAGCAACCAGAAGCCUCGAAAGGCUAAAGGCUUUUAGGAACACUCAUUGUUCAAGAAUGAAAAUGCUUUUACAAACAGUACACAUGGCCUUUAUUCACUUUUAGUUGAACGCACAUGCUAAAUUGAGCAGUUAGUCCAUACAUAUGUGUGCAUGUUCACGUUCACAGCUGGCCCACCAUUCAUCACCAGUCGCCAAUUAUUGGGCGGGGUGACAGAUUCGGUGUGAUUUAUGGGAUCCCCCCACCCUUUGAAACGAAGCCCCACGUUGCGCUUGUGCUGCUUUAUUUUUUAACAUGUGUGAAACAGAAAAAAAAAAGACACUACAAGACAGGUGCACAUUCUUAAAAUGUGGUUGUUAUUGCAACGUGGAAAAAAAGUUUAUUGUAAAGUUACUUGGGAAUCCUGAUUGUGUGCUGUCUUUUUAAGUAACACAUUGAGACAUUGAAGAAAAAAAACAGACACGUAAUUUAUUGUUUACUUAACCGCCUCAUGUUAUUCAAACGCAUCGUUGCAGUGAUCAAAACAAUUUGGUCAUUUUUAACUACAAUCAACCAAAAUAGCACAACUGUGUGUGCGCAUUCUGUUUGUACUGUCUCUCUUGCACUAUUAUCAAUUGGCAUAUUGGCACAAAAACAUUUUGAUACACAGAUUGUGUUCAGACUGAAAAAUAAAAUAUUUUAAUUGACUUGGCCUAUCUUUACCAAUCAGUGUGCUUUUCUAUAGCCACACUCUGUAUUUAAUGUGUUUUGAGUACACUUUGUAUAACUUAAUGAUGUCAUUGUAACGUUUGAAAGUCAAGCUUGUCUUUGCAUCAGCUCACCUUGCUCGUCGUGCGCUUCUUAUUCCUAUUUUUCCUAAUGUCUUCACCAGCCAACGUGAACAGCCAACAGAUGGGAUGACAAAGACAUAUCUGUUUACUUUUGUUUUCUAUUUGUCUAUGCAUCUGUUUUUUUUCCUCUCUUCUGAAGCUGUCUUACUGUACAUUUUGCUCAUCGAGGUUGUUCUGCAACCUUUUGGUGUGUGUGUGUGUGUGUGUGUGUGAGCGUGCGUGUGUGUGACUGAAAAAGAGAGCGCACGCUGCUGUUGGAUUUUUUUACUGUGAUUUUUUUUUUCAUUUUUUAGAAGGUGGAACUUUGUAUAUUAUUUUAAUCUCGGUCAUCAUUGAUUAGUUGUUUGUUUGUUUGUUUGUUUUGGCUGCUGACAAUGUCUUGAUCUAAAGCUUCCAAACCUAUACCAACUGAAACAUUAAAGGCAUUUGAAACAGUAA